This is a messenger RNA of Sesamum indicum (sesame), 858 nucleotides long. NCBI's taxonomy places the organism in Eukaryota, Viridiplantae, Streptophyta, Magnoliopsida, Lamiales, Pedaliaceae. The record is from RefSeq and is a predicted model, not a curated record.
UUCAAUCGUGGAUCACGUGUCUUCACCCCCGCAAGAUCUAGUUAUAAAGAAAAGAAAACAUCCGCUUUCAGAAAAAAAGAAAAAUAACAUCCUAGUUUAUUUUUUAUUAAUUUCCCCACAAAUCUCUUUUCCCUUCAUGACCAAACAUCUUAUUACAGUUUGUUGAAAUGCAACUCUUCUGGAAUCGUAUCACCCAAAAAUGGCCAAGUCCACCACUCUUUGCCCUUGUCCUCCAACCCUCCGCAAACAAACCCUGACGCUUCCCUGCACACUACACACGUGUAAGCAACCAAGAAAAUCAGCUCCUCACUCUGCUGCAAUCCGGGCAGCUCAGGACAACAGCGGGAGCCCUCCAAGACUAAUAGACAUCAUACGAAUCAUGCCCGAAACGUCCAAAGAUUACUUCAAGAAACCAUCGCGGAGGGUUCUGUUCGGAGGCAUAUCCUUACUCGGCGGGUUUUAUAUUGCGCAAACAGUGUCUCUUUCGUUUGGAGCUUUGGGCGUAAAUGAUGUGAUUUCUGCAGUUCUUUGUGUGCUGAUGACUGAAUACGCUACAAGGUUUUACUACACCCGGCAGAAGGUCUCUUUUCCUGCUGCACUUCUCAACAUUUUCAAGCUAGGAUUUACGUAUGGCCUCUUUCUAGAUGCGUUUAAACUUGCUAGUUAAGAGUUGGAUCUACCCAAUUUCUUACUGGGAAUUUUCUACUUACUUUUUGGUCAAUCUCUCUUUUCCACUGAAAAAUUAUACUUUUAAUCCCACAUGAUAGAGAAUAGUGUACUUUUAGCUCCACAAUUUAUAGACUUAGCACAUUUAAUUUCUUAAAUUGAAAAAUUGUAGUAUUUGGGACAAAAAAUGCC